AUGUCGAGCUUAUAAACAAAUAAAGAGAGCAAAAUAUUCAAUAAUCAAUGGAUUCUUAAAAAGAAAGUCAGCUCCGGUAGUUUUGGUGUUGUGUUCAUAGGUAUGGAUAAGAACACUAAAGAAUUCGUUGCCAUAAAAUUAGAAAAGGAAGAUAAUGAAGACAUAAGAAGUCUGGAUCGAGAAGUGUAGAUUCUAACAAGACUUUAAGGUCUUUCAAAUGUCCCAAAACUUUAUUGGAGUGGUUAAGAAAAUAACUACAACAUUAUGGUAUUGAAUUUAUUAGGUAGAGAUUUAGCCUACUACAUGAAGGCGCUUAAGAAAUUCUCAUUGAAAACAGUGCUGAUGCUUAUGGACCAGCUCAUCACUGUAUUAGAAAAUGUCCACAAUAGAUCAAUUAUCCAUAGAGAUUUGAAACCAGAAAAUAUUCUCAUGGGCAGAGAAAAUGAAUCUCACAUGGUUUAUAUUAUUGAUUACGGUAUUUCUAAAAUAUAUAGGGACAAUAGUGGUCGUCAUAUAACAUUCAAGGAUAAUAAGCCCUUUAUCGGUACAACUCGUUAUGCAUCCAUAGCAGCGCACUAGGGACACGAGUUGGGUCGUAAAGACGAUUUAGAAUCACUUGGCUAUGUAAUGAUUUUUUUGCUCAAAGGCCAUCUUCCAUGGUAGAAUCUAUAAAACGUCACUGAUAAAGAUAAAACUCAGGUUGUUGGUGAUAUAAAAGCAAAGACUAAAUCAACAGAUUUAUGCAAAGAUUUGCCAAAUGAAUUUGUAAAGUAUCUCGAUUAUGUUAAAAAACUCCACUUUAAGUCUUAGCCAGACUAUAAGUAUUUAAAGAACAUGUUUUAGAAGCUAGGAUAAUAAAAUAAUGUUAGAUAUAACGAAAAUGAUUGGGAUUGGAGCGAACAUAAUCAAAGUAAAGAAGGUAAAAGCUCUGAUAGUAAGAAUAACUUAAAUGCAGAUGGACAAGAUGUACAGAGAAGCGGAGUAAAAAAGCUCUCUUUUACUCCAAUCUGGUCAAUAGGUUAGAUUGAUUCGGGAUAUUUAGCUCCACCUGAAGCAGGUAAUGGCCAAAGAAAUUAAAAAAGAAACUUGAGUCUUACCCCAUCUGUACGUUCAACUAUACGUAAAAGUACAGGAGGAUCUUUUAUGGGUACCUAUAGCUCAAUUAAUAUAAAGUACGUUCCUACAAAUAUACAUAAAUAAGGAGGAAGUUAAAUUAUGGGAAGUAAAUUUGAUGUGGAUGAUGAAAAAAGUAAUGUGAAACCGAUAGAAGAAGAAAAUAAAGAGUUAGAUGAAACAACACAGACAGGAUUUGUAGAAUAAGAAAUGGAUGAAUAUGCAGGAAAUGCCCAAACUCUUGAUAAAAAAUUAUAAAAGCUCCUUAAUACUCAAGUGAAAGCCCAAUUCAAUAAGAGAAAAAUACCAGUUUGA
Tetrahymena thermophila SB210 is the source of this 1428-nucleotide messenger RNA. Its product is annotated as kinase domain protein. Gene Ontology annotation, biological process: peptidyl-serine phosphorylation; signal transduction; endocytosis. Gene Ontology annotation, molecular function: ATP binding; protein serine/threonine kinase activity. The transcript is spliced from 4 exons. Lineage: Eukaryota; Ciliophora; Oligohymenophorea; Hymenostomatida; Tetrahymenidae. The record is from RefSeq and is a predicted model, not a curated record. Gene Ontology annotation, cellular component: nucleus; cytoplasm.